CAACCGCAAUCACAACUAUCCAGUAGGGGUUAACUAGUGCGCUCCCUGCUGCAGUCGCUAGGGGGAGCUCGUCUCGUCCCUCGCCCUAAACGGGUCCUCGUUUGCGCACGCGUGAUGCCUUUCCUCCAGCGGUUUGCCCCCACACCAGCUACGUUCGAGCGGCGCGUUCCAGGCCUUUUCCGACUUAAAGCCCUGCGGCUAGGGGCCGACCGGAAGCCCAGAGGAACUACUGCUAGAGGAGGAGUAGGUAACAGAGGUGGAAGUGAAGCCGGAAGCGUGACUAACCAGGCGGCCUCCCCAGGCUGGCGAAGCAGGAAGGACAAGGUGCCGGCUUGGCGGGGUGUGGCCUCGGGAGGCGGAGGGCGCUGCGAUUGGCCCUCGGCUGUGGCGACGGCGACGAUUGGCCCCUGAGUGCGGAGGGAGAGGUCCCCCUUGUUGGAAGUGAGGGGGAACAUACAGCUAAAAAGACCCCCGGUCAAGGCUCCUUCUCGGCUGCCUCUUCCGGGAACCAGGUUUAAGAGGGGGCCUGACCAGAUGGAGGAUGCCUUGGAGCCUGAGAAGAAAAGGACACGAGGCCUGGACACAGUGACCAAAAUUGCCACAUCCCGCCCCAGAGCACCAGCCCUCACCACAGUGCCACAGACACAAGGCCAGACCACAGCUCCAAAAGUUCCCAAGAAGACAGGACCCCGAUGUUCCACAGCUGUUGCCACAGCGCUGAAGAAUCAGAAACCAGGCCCUGCUGCUCCUGCCCAGAAGCCUGGAGCGGCUGCUCCCGUGCUGGGAGGGAGGAAACCCACCAAACGUCCGGCCUGGGACUUAAAGGGUCAGUUAUGUGACCUAAAUGCAGAACUGAAAUGCUGUCGUGAGAGGACUCAGACAUUGGACCAGGAGAACCAACAGCUACAGGACCAGCUCCGGGAGGCCCAACAACAGGCCAAGUCCCUGGGGGCAGAAUGCAGGACACUGGAAGGGGAGUUGGCCAGGGCGCAGGCCCAGGCCGAGCAGGGCCAACAGGAAUUGGGGAACCUAAGGGCCCUCGUCCUGGAGCUAGAAGAGCAGCUGGGCACACAGCAGGGCUUGGUGCAAGAGCUCCAGAAAGAACAGUUGGGGUUGCAGGAGGAGCGAAGGGGACUGGCCGCCCGGCUGGAGGAGCAGGAGAGGAGGCUACAGGCGUCAGAAGCAGCUCUGUCAGGCAGCCAAGCAGAGGUGGCGUCUCUGCGCCAGGAGGCUACAACCCAGGCGGCCUUACUAGUGGAGCAAGGAGAACGUCUCCAUGGGCUAGAGAUGGAGCGCCGGCGAUUACACAACCAGCUACAGGAACUCAAAGGCAAUAUCCGUGUGUUCUGCCGGGUCCGCCCUGUCCUUCCAGGGGAGCCCACCCCACCCCCUGGCUUCCUCCUGUUUCCCUCUGGCCCUGGUGGGCCCUCUGAUCCUCCAACCCGCCUCAGCCUCUCCCGAUCUGAUGAGCGUCGUGGGACCCUGAGUGGGGCGCCGGCCCCCCCCACCCGCCAUGACUUCUCCUUUGACCGGGUCUUCCCACCAGGGAGUGGACAGGACGAAGUGUUUGAGGAGAUUGCCAUGCUUGUCCAGUCAGCCCUGGAUGGCUACCCAGUAUGCAUCUUUGCCUACGGCCAGACAGGCAGUGGCAAGACCUUCACGAUGGAGGGUGGGCCUGGGGGAGACCCCCAGCUGGAGGGGCUGAUCCCUCGGGCCCUGCGGCAUCUCUUCUCCGUGGCCCAGGAGCUGGGCAGCCAGGGCUGGACCUACAGCUUUGUGGCAAGCUAUGUAGAGAUCUAUAAUGAGACUGUCCGAGACCUGCUGGCCACCGGGACCCGGAAGGGCCAGGGUGGCGAGUGUGAGAUUCGCCGGGCAGGGCCAGGAAGCGAGGAGCUUACUGUCACCAAUGCCCGAUAUGUUCCUGUCUCCUGUGAGAAAGAGGUGGAGGCCCUGCUCCAUCUGGCCCACCAGAACCGGGCUGUGGCCCGCACAGCCCAGAAUGAGCGAUCAUCACGCAGUCACAGUGUGUUCCAGCUGCAGAUCUCUGGGGAGCAUGCUGGGCGAGGCCUGCAAUGUGGGGCCCCCCUCAGCCUUGUGGACCUGGCAGGGAGUGAGCGGCUAGACCCCGGCUUAACCCUUGGCCCUGGGGAGCGGGAACGCCUUCGGGAAACCCAAGCCAUUAACAGCAGCCUGUCUACCCUGGGGCUGGUCAUCAUGGCCUUGAGCAACAAGGAGUCCCAUGUGCCUUACCGGAACAGCAAGCUCACCUACCUGCUGCAGAACUCUCUGGGUGGCAGCGCUAAGAUGCUCAUGUUUGUGAACAUUUCCCCUCUGGAAGAGAACGUGUCCGAGUCCCUCAACUCCCUACGCUUUGCCUCCAAGGUGAACCAGUGUGUUAUUGGUACGGCCCAGGCUAACAGGAAAUGAAGACUGAUCCAGAUCCUGUCGUUCGAACCGCCAGGGCCGGCCCGCCCGCUGCCCAUUGGCUGGCUCUCGGCGGCGUCACUGCCUCGCUACUAGCUCUCCUGGUCUGAGCACCCGCCCUAGAAGCGCUGGGCGGGACGCACGCCCGCUGACUAGCUCGCGCCAACCGGUAACGGCCGCCGCCCCAUAGAGGAGGGGUCCAAUCCUCCCAGGUGCCGCGCGCGGGAGGGGUCACGCGUGCGCAG
This is a messenger RNA of Prionailurus viverrinus (fishing cat), 2669 nucleotides long. RefSeq names its product kinesin family member C1 (gene KIFC1). The coding region runs from base 535 to 2427 and encodes 630 amino acids. Gene Ontology annotation, biological process: microtubule-based movement. Gene Ontology annotation, molecular function: microtubule binding; microtubule motor activity; ATP binding. NCBI's taxonomy places the organism in Eukaryota, Metazoa, Chordata, Mammalia, Carnivora, Felidae. The transcript has 12 exons. The record is from RefSeq and is a predicted model, not a curated record.